Messenger RNA from Hippocampus zosterae (dwarf seahorse), 988 nucleotides. RefSeq names its product lin-7 homolog A (C. elegans) (gene lin7a). Gene Ontology annotation, cellular component: cell-cell junction; synapse; basolateral plasma membrane. Gene Ontology annotation, biological process: protein localization to basolateral plasma membrane; maintenance of epithelial cell apical/basal polarity; neurotransmitter secretion. Bases 128 to 778 code for a protein of 216 amino acids. Gene Ontology annotation, molecular function: L27 domain binding. The record is from RefSeq and is a predicted model, not a curated record. The transcript is spliced from 6 exons. NCBI's taxonomy places the organism in Eukaryota, Metazoa, Chordata, Actinopteri, Syngnathiformes, Syngnathidae.
UCUCUCUCUCUCUCUCUCUAGAGCUGCUGCAGCCUGCUUUCCUGCUUUCCUGCCCGGCUGCCUGCCUCCAUCCAGCGCUCGCUCUCCGGCUCUGCUCCUCCACUCCACCUUUUCCCGUCCUCCAGCCAUGGCGACGGUGCUCCAACAGCCGCUCACUCUGGAUCGAGAUGUGGCCAGGGCCAUUGAGCUUCUGGAGAAGCUUCAGGAGUCGGCCGACGUUCCCGGUUACAAGCUGCAGUCGCUGAAGAAGGUGCUCCAGAGCGAGUUCUGCACCGCCAUCCGCGAAGUGUACCAAUACAUGCAUGAAACCAUCACCGUCAACGGCUGCCCCGAGUACCAGGCCAGAGCCACGGCCAAGGCCACGGUUGCCGCCUUUGCCGCCAGCGAGGGCCACUCGCACCCGCGGGUGGUGGAGCUUCCGAAGACGGAGGAAGGGCUGGGCUUCAAUGUGAUGGGCGGCAAGGAGCAGAACUCGCCCAUCUACAUCUCGCGCAUCAUUCCCGGCGGGGUGGCCGAGCGCCACGGCAGUCUUAAGCGAGGCGAUCAGCUCUUGUCCGUCAACGGGGUGAGCGUGGAGGGCGAGCACCAUGAGAAGGCGGUGGAGCUGCUAAAGGCAGCCAAGGACAGCGUCAAGCUGGUGGUGCGCUACACGCCCAAGGUGCUGGAGGAGAUGGAGGCGCGCUUCGAGAAGCUGCGCACCGCCCGCCGCCGCCAGCAGCAGCAGCUGCUCAUGCAGCAGCAGCACAACACGUCCACGCAGCAGAAUCACACGUCGUAGGUUGUUCCAGAAGAAGAAAAAGUAAGGCCCAUGCGAUGUCUGCAGGAUCUCUUGGAGAUGUCCGAAGUUCUUGGAUUUAGCACAACUCUCGCGUCGUCAAUCCUGGCCUUCCUGAGCUGAAAAACAACGCAAGCGUUUUGUCCCAAAUUUGGUGCUUGGGAGGGGAAAAAAAGGAACUUUUUUUUAACCAUCUUGUCUUUCCAUUGGUUU